AUGUCUUCCGCCGAGCUCGCCGUUUCCUACGCCGCCCUCAUCCUCGCCGAUGAGGACAUCGAGAUCACUUCCGACAAGCUCCAAACCCUCAUCAAGGCCGCUGGUGUGACCGAUGUUGAGCCCAUCUGGACCUCCCUCUUCGCCAAGGCUCUCGAUGGCAAGAACUUGAAGGACCUCCUAGUCAACGUUGGCUCUGGUGGUGGUGCCCCAGCUGCUGGCGGUGCUCCUGCUGCCGGCGGUGCUGCCGCCGCUGAGGCUGCUCCAGCUGAGGAAGAGAAGGCCGAGGAGGCCGAAGAGUCCGACGAGGACAUGGGUUUCGGUCUUUUCGAUUAA
Molecule: messenger RNA, 333 nt
Organism: Nannizzia gypsea CBS 118893
Lineage: Eukaryota; Fungi; Ascomycota; Eurotiomycetes; Onygenales; Arthrodermataceae
Product: 60S acidic ribosomal protein P1
Exons: 4
Coding region: 1-333 (110 amino acids)
Biological process (GO): translational elongation; cytoplasmic translation
Cellular component (GO): cytosolic large ribosomal subunit; ribosome
Molecular function (GO): ribonucleoprotein complex binding; structural constituent of ribosome; protein kinase activator activity
Source: RefSeq, a predicted model, not a curated record